AUGAACAUUGUGGUGGUCAGUCCUGUCGGCAACAGUCAUCUCGGAGUUCUCUUUCAAGUGAAGUCGUUCAGCAUGAGCUUGCAGGAUAUCGUAGAGCCAGAGAAAGUGGAAGAAUUGUUGGUAACACAUCUGAAAGAAAAUAAGAUUUUCCAUGAUGGUCCACGAUCGUGGACUAUUCGUUACUCGUCGUUGGGUGGUCGUGGUAUAUUCGCCACUCGAGAUAUCGAACAGAACGAAUUGAUUUUUAUCGAUGCGCCUCUGCUGAUCGGGCCGAGAUGCGCGGGAAAACAGUUACAAAUGUGCGUCUGUUGCUAUAAGAAUGAGUGUCCGUUGUUCCCAUGUGACAGAGGUUGCGGCCUUCCAGUUUGUUCUGUCCAAUGUGAGAAUUCACCGAUGCAUGUGAAUUACGAAUGUAAAUAUCUGAGGUCGUUGAUACCGACUUGUGGAACUGAUUGGUCAUUGGACUUGUUGCUUUCCGUGGUACCGAUCCGCGCGCUUUUUGUGACGGAACAGCAACGCAAAUGUUUGGCUGCUCUUCAGCAUAAUGAAACUCUCACUACUAGUCGCGAGAUCGAACUGCUAAAAAAAAACGUAACGAAUCUUCCGAACGAGAAGGAUCUGGAGUUGAUGAAACGAGUAUGCGAAGUUUUCAACACGAACUCGUUCGAAACGGUCAGUGUCCAUGACAAAGACCAUUCCACGAGUUUACGGAGUCUUUAUCCCAUGGGAGCAUUGCAAAAUCAUUGUUGUGUACCGAAUACGAGACACCAUUUCGAUGGUGAAUUUCGAUUGUACGUUACCGCUGCCCUUCCGAUUUCUGCUGGAGAGGAGAUUACUAUGACCUAUACGAGAUUAUUUUGGGAUACAACAUUACGAAGGAACUUUUUAAGCCUCACCAAACACUUUUCUUGUGCGUGCAGAAGAUGCAGCGAUCCUACGGAGUUUGGGUCUAAAUUAGGUGCACUUUUGUGUGCACAUGAUUCAUGUUUCGGAGAAUUAUUACCCCGAAAUCCUCUUAACUUAGGGACUUCUUGGGUUUGCAAUAAAUGCUCGACAACUAUAAAUUACCGGCAGAUAUAUUCGAUUCGUUCAGGUAUAGCAGCUAUAAUGGAAGAAAAUCUGUAUAAAACACCACGUCAGAUUUAUAAGUUUAUGCAAAAAGAACUUUCAGUUGUGGUUCCCUGGAGCAAUUAUUUCAUUAUCGACGUGAAGUUUCGAAUUGUUUCAUGUUACGGCAGAAGUGAUGGUCUUGCAUGGGAAGAUUUGACUGACACCGAACUGGAUAUAAAGGCAAAAUAUUGCAACGAUUUACUUUCGGUAAUAGAUGCUUUAAAUUGUGGUGAUUGUAAAAAAAGAGGCCUUCUCUUAUAUGAAUUGUAUUGCACAAAUCUUGAAAAAAUAAAACGACUUCAACAGCAACAAAAUAUGGAGAAAGUCAAUGAAAAUCAACAUUUGUUAGAAAAAGCAGUUACUAUAUUGCAAAAUGAUAUUCUUUCAACUGCUAAUUUCCAAUAUGAUCAAAAAUAUUUUAAACAAUUA
Habropoda laboriosa is the source of this 1539-nucleotide messenger RNA. RefSeq names its product protein msta-like. The transcript has 8 exons. Lineage: Eukaryota; Metazoa; Arthropoda; Insecta; Hymenoptera; Apidae. Gene Ontology annotation, molecular function: protein binding. The annotation marks the transcript as partial. The record is from RefSeq and is a predicted model, not a curated record.